CAUAUAUGUAUAUAUAUUAUCAGGAAAUGUAAAUUUAGUAUCGGAUUGUAACAUCGUUUUGUUUAAUAUCCAAAAUACCUAAGCUUGUUUUGUUUUCUUUUUGUUGAAGAAGCUUAUACUUAACUAGAGUAAGUGUAUAAAUAAGUAACAGUAGGUGGAAGCACCGUAGCCUAUUGGUUAAGGUUUAAAGGCUUCUACAUCAGGUUAGGGAUUCGAAUCCUAGACUAUGCAAUUUAUUGCAGAUUACAGGAAAUCCAAGUUUCAAGUCCCGGAGAAAGCGGUUUAUUAAACAAUUAUGCAGACUACAGAGGAAAGGCUUGCAAGGGAUCUUCGACAUGGUGCAAGUAAAUCUGGCCAGGCGUGGAUCUUCAUAGGACGGCUCAGGUGAUGCAGUUAGGCGUAGUUCUUCAUAAGGCAGGUAGUAUUGUCGGUUGUUGAAUCGUCUAUGUAAUCUUUCCUAUAUCAUAAUUGUAAGAUCGUAAUAAAUCAGCGUUAAAAAAAAAAAAAUAAGUAACAGUAUAAUUUCCUUAACAAAAAGUAAAAUCGUUUAAAUUAUGAAAGAAAAUCAUAAUUAAAGCUAAGUUAAAGUAAGCGAGAACCCUAAUCAAGGCAUCUAGGUGAGAGAUUAAUAUUUUUAGAGAUUGGACAAAACGAAAACGUAUAAGUUAAGCGUUAAAGAUUUAUAAUCGCGUGAGAUUUCAAAUCAACCAUAGAUAAUACGAUCAAUUAAUACGUACGGACACAUGUGCUAUUAAGUAUGACUACGCAAGAUUAUGUGUUAAUUUUUUUUUUUUUUUCAAAAAAAAGAUUAUGUGUUAAUUACAUUGUUCCAUUUUAAGAUGCCACUCGCCACGUGGCGAACUCUGGUCCAUGGGAUGAGAACAAGAAAGCUUGAAACGGUGGAUCAUCCCCCGUGAGUUUGAAACUCAGAGUCAGGGGAGAGUGGGAGAGAGAGAGAGAGAAAGUCUUUGUUUAAUGAUAUUUACUUUCAUAAGGACAUAAAAAAAAAUUUUGGGGUGAAAUAUGUUAAGAACUUUUUUUUUGUUCACUCAUAAGGACAUAACUAGAAGCGUUUUCUUCAGACAAAGCCAAAGCCGAAGUGAGAAGAGGAAAGAAAAGUUUUUCACUUUGGUUUCAUAGAAUCUUCAAAAGCCCAAAUCAGAGUGUUAGAGAGAGAGAGAGAGAGAGAGAGAGAGACUUAAAUUCUGGGGAUGAGCAGAGCAGAAGAAAGAGAAAGCUCAAAGCCCCACGGCGGCUUGCAGAAAAUCAAUAUAUAGAAUACUAAUAAAGAUUUUAUAAACAGACAGCUUAAAUUCUUCUUUCUUUCUUCUCUUUUGUUUCUUCUUCUUACUUUCUCUCACUUCAACUACCUCACUACACACUUUUUUGUUUUGUUCCGAGAGAGAAAGAGAUCUUGGAAAGCAUUGGAAUUUUGAUUGGAAGAGCAAGCAAUACCCACGAGUGAUAAUUAGAAGAAGACAAGAGUCUUAAGGAUGUCAUGGUAAUUAGGGUUUUUGUUGUAUGUAAACUAUUGGGUCAAGAUUAGGGUUUAAAGUGUUAGGUAUUAGAAAAUGUCUGGGAUGUUUUCAUUAGGAGGAAACAACAACAACAACAACAACGGAUACGAAGAAGAAGAAAAUCAACAACAACAAAAUACAAAUUGGGCUUGGUAUAGAUCAAAUACAAACACCAAUAAUAUUACCCCAGGCUCGAGCCAGUGGCAGAUUCCACCAGAGCAGCAGCUUCUCAUGCAUCAUCAUCAGUCACAACCACAGCAACAAAGCCUGGAUCUUUAUCCAGGUCAUCAGAUCGACGUCUCUGAUGUAGCCACAUCAUCAAGAUCCAUCACCAUAAGCUGUCGGGACUGUGGGAACCAAGCCAAGAAAGAUUGCACUCACAUGCGUUGUAGGACUUGCUGUAAGAGCCGUGGCUUCGAUUGUUCCACUCAUGUGAGGAGCACGUGGAUCCCCGUUGCCAGACGCCGUGAGAGACAACAGCAGGUUCAGAUGUCCACAUCUGGAGGCAGCGGCAAUGGAGGCGGCGGUUCGAGUAUCGCUAAACGUCAUAGGGAUACUACUCGUCCGGGAACAUCCUCCUUUCGCUCGCCAUCCGACUCAGCAGGGUUAGAAAUGGGGGAGGCAAGUUUUCCGCCGGAAGUGAGCUCGGAUGCGCUUUUCCAGUGUGUAAAAAUGAGCGGCGUAGACGACGGAGAAGAUGAUGGUCAAUACGCCUAUCAAACGACAGUGAACAUCGGAGGUCAUCUCUUCAAAGGGAUUCUAUAUGACCAAGGCCCUGAAAGCAGCUACGUGAGUGGUGGUAGUGGCGGAAGCGAUCAUCAAAGCUCAUCUGCAGGUGGUGGAAAUCCAAUUAAUACUCCGGCAAUGGCUGACGGUGGAGGAGGAUCGUCGACGAUGUUUGUAGAUCCUAAUGCGAGUGGUUACUAUUCCAGUAACAUGGCGACUAUGUUCGUGCCACCAGGUACGCAAUUCUAUCAAAACCCACCAAGAUCUUAAAUAAUCAAGAACUCGAGUUUAAAAAAUAAAAAUAUAUAGUAAUGUGUUGUUUUGUGAUUUUUUAUCAAUCAUAUACUACAUGGACGAUACUGCAAAUCGGUUCAACAUCUGCAUGUUUGUUUAUUUGUAAUGUGUUUAAUUUUAUAUUUCAACUGUACGGUAAUGGAUAUUUUUUUUAUAAAUGUUGAGUAUUCGUGGUUUAUGAAACAUGUAAUUUUUUUGGUUCUCGAUACGUUUUUCUUUCCAUGUUUAUGCCGAUAUUGCCGGUUGGAUAAACACGAGAGAUUCUUUAUGUUAUAAUAUUAAAUAAAUUUAAUAUUUUCAUAAGGUAGACUGGAGUCUAUCUAAAUUUAAAGGUAAACUAACUAAAGUAAAUUAAAUAGUGAUAACGACAGGAAAGCAAAUGAGGGCAAAUAUUUUCAAAACAUAAGUUACGAUUAUCGUACUGGCCGGUCCUAUAUAUCGUCAAUUCGUCUUUCAGUGUUCUUGUUCGCAAUAAAUUGGUGUUUGAAAAUUUAUAAAAAGGGAAGAAUAUGUAUAUAUGAUAAUUAAUAUUCUAGCUAAUUUCAUAGACAAUAUAGGGAACAACUCGUGGAUUUAUAUAAAUUCCUCUUGCAUCACGUGCCUAUGGUUAGAGCAGUGCUGGUGAAUAAAACAAGGCAAUUAGUUUUAGAGUUUAUUUAUGUAUUAUUCUUAAUCAUAAGAUUUAAUGAGAGCUCCUAAUUAUAAGUUAAACUAGCUAGUGUUUUUUUGGUGUAAACUAACUAGCUAGUGUUACUAACUUUAGAUUAUACAAGACACUAAAUAAUAUAUCGGAUUACAAAACAAAGACAUGAAGAUUUUUUUUCUUUGAGACGUUCUGACGCCAAUGAUUUUAUCAUUACAAAAAUAUUAUAGUUACUGAACCAAAAAUAACUUCUUUUACAUUAUAUUAUUUUCGUCUAAGAAACAUCCGCCAUAAGAUGUGCAUAAAUAUCGCGAAAUCAUCUGUUAAAAAAUUCACGAAAUUCCGUUCAGUGAUAGAAGAAUAUAAGCUAUUAGUUAGGUGUUCAAAAAACAAAGCUAUUAGUUUAUUUUUUAUUAGUAUAAAGACUCAUUCAUCGAUUUUGUAAGCGUUUCUUGUUAAUUUAAUUACGCACAGAUAUUCACCCGAAGUUAGGAAACCAUAACAAUAUAAGUAGCCGAUUUAAUCCUAUUUUUAGGAAAAUAGACAUGUAUAUGAUGUGUUAAAAAAAAAAAAAAAAAAAAAAAAAAAGACAUGUAUAUAUGUAACAAUGCAUACAAAUCCUUAUAUAGUGUCACUUUA
This is a messenger RNA of Brassica rapa (field mustard), 3819 nucleotides long. Its product is annotated as protein SHI RELATED SEQUENCE 2. Gene Ontology annotation, biological process: positive regulation of DNA-templated transcription. Lineage: Eukaryota; Viridiplantae; Streptophyta; Magnoliopsida; Brassicales; Brassicaceae. Gene Ontology annotation, molecular function: DNA binding; DNA-binding transcription factor activity. The record is from RefSeq and is a predicted model, not a curated record. Gene Ontology annotation, cellular component: nucleus.